AUGCCAGAACCCACGUCUCCAAAAAACGAUAACAUUGAAAUUGUGAUUGCACUGGGAAACUCACGACAAACAUAUCGUAUCCGCUCAUCAUUACGGUUUGAGCGGUUUUUCGAGGUUUAUCUGUCCCGACACCAAGAGCUGGCAGACCGAAACUUGACAUUUAGUUUUGAUGGCACAGUGCUAAGGGGCUCCGAUACUCCAGAAUCGAUUGGCAUUUAUAAUAAGGCGGUUAUUCAGGCCCAACCCAUGGGUGUCACCGGUUAA
Messenger RNA from Magnusiomyces paraingens, 264 nucleotides. RefSeq lists its product as uncharacterized. The transcript has a single exon. The record is from RefSeq and is a predicted model, not a curated record. The coding region runs from base 1 to 264 and encodes 87 amino acids. NCBI's taxonomy places the organism in Eukaryota, Fungi, Ascomycota, Dipodascomycetes, Dipodascales, Dipodascaceae.